UUUUAACGUUCGAAGCGUGGUGAGAGCGGAGAGGCGUAGCUUAGCAACAAGUGAGGAGAACACAGUCCGUUCCACGCGCGCGCUCUGGAAUAGUCUUCACUACGUUUCCAAGAGGAUGCCAGCUCCAUUCAGCCCCGCCUCGCCCCACUGCUGCUUUCAGAUUGUACUUAAAACUUGGCUCUCACAUCUGCAUCUUUCCAACACUUAACCGCCUUUCACAGCUCAAGGUACACUUCUGGAUUUUGGCCAGGCUACUUGCACUGAACUACCACACAACACAGUGUACACAUCACUGAACCCCAACCUCACUAUGAUCGCAUUAAACACAUGGCAAUCUAAUUUAGUCCCCUGUGUCUGAACUAAUGGAUUAAAAAGAGGGGAAGUGACUAGGGGAAUGCUUCUGAGGUCAUUUGAAUGCUACUCCUGUAUCACAUGGAUAAAUGAUGAGUGCCCUUGAACUCUAGCGUGGCGGAAACCAUGACUUUCCCUGGGGGCACUCGUACGUCCAGGAGCCAUUUCUUUCCCUCUGCGUAUUCCCUUGUGUUGGGAUUGCAUUUCGCCAUGCUUUUUCUCAGCACUAUGACACGUGCAUGCCCCAAGAGCUGCCUGUGCACUGAAAGGAGUGGCCUGGUGGUGGUUCAGUGUGCUUCCCGAAACCUGGAGGACAUCCCCUCAGACCUGCCCCAUGACACCGUGUCCCUGCUGCUGUCCUCCAAUCAUAUCACCAAGAUCCCCAGCCAGGCUUUCAAAGAGCUCCCUCGCCUGCAGGAGCUGGACCUGUCUCGGAAUGCCAUCGAGAGCGUGGACGCAGGGGCCUUUCAAGGCAUCUCGGAAAGUCUUCGCGUCCUCGACUUGUCCCACAACCACCUCCGUGGUGUGCCCAAAGAAGCCUUCGCCCGGCUCCAUGCUAAGAUCAGUCUGGCCAACAACCCGUGGCACUGCGAGUGCACCCUGCAGGAGGUGCUCCGAGAGCUUCGGCUCGACCCGGAGACCGUCAACGAGGUCAGUUGCCACACGUCUGUCCAGGAGGAGUACUCGGGCAAGCCCGUCAUCCAGGUGCUGGACUCUGGCAUCAACUUCUGCAACUUCCACCACAAGACCACAGACGUGGCCAUGUUCGUCACUAUGUUCGGCUGGUUCACCAUGGUUAUUGCUUACGUCAUCUAUUAUGUGCGGCACAACCAGGAGGAUGCCCGCCGGCAUCUGGAGUACCUCAAGUCUCUGCCAAGCAGCUCCCAAAUUAGCAAAGACUUUGACACAAUCAGUACUGUUCUGUAGCACCUCUAGGACAGUGUUCCGCGCGGUCUGGACGUCUCUGGCCAUGAAUGUAUUUGACCACUCGGGCACAGUUACGAUGGCACAACAGCAAGCCUUAAAGCUCAUCACAUCUGCUGAGCAAGGAACACUCCUUCCUAAAUAAAUACACAAUGCUAUUUUUUUCAUUUGUUAUUAAGAGGCAGGUCAUUUUGACAAUUUGUGGGUUCAUGUGCAUUUUUCAAAUUGUGGUCAAAUAUCUGUCAGCAGUCUCCGUGUUCCUAUUCAUUAUUUCAGCCCAUUACUAAAUGCAUUAUCCUCAUCACUGUACUUCCAGCAGAUGCUGUUGUUGUCGGGUUAAUCCAGCAUUGCUGCAUCUCUGAGAUACAAAAGCUCCGCAGAAGCAAAUCCAUCCUUCCUGUGUUUCCCAGCAGGUGCUUAACUACCUUCAUUUCCUGCAUUCAUUCAUCCGUUUCUGUGCUAAUGUAGUGCUGAUACAGGGGACAGGACUGAACUGGGGAUUGAUAGGCCUGUUUAUUUGCCUUGUCUCUAUUAUAGUGCAGCAUAAAAGACUCAGGAGGAGCUUCUCUAGCUGCGAAGAGAACCAUCACUGCCAAAUACUGUUCAUUUAAACUCUGCCUUGUUCUUUCUUUUUUUAGGCUGACUUUUAUCUGCCCAAGUGCCUACAUGAUGGUACUACGAUACCUAAACACUGUGCUUUGGGCUUGGCUAUUCUCAGUCCCUUGCAGUCCCUCUGCCAUUGUCAAGAGACCUUUAAUAUUCAGUGUACUGUACUUUGUCAGUAUGGUGUCUGUGGCCCUGUGAGAUGGGCUCAAUGAGACAUAAAAUUAGUCGUCCUUGUGUUUGAUUGUGUCACAGUGUUACCGUGUUUGGUUGUUCAAACAUGACUUGGAUGUAGCUCAGUUAGAAAGAAGUUAAACGUGUCAUUUCACAGUCUGCAAGUGAAGCAUACAGCAUAUGUUAUUUGACCUUAAAGGGCUCUUCUUGUAAUGUGUUUCUUUGGUAAAUGUAGCUUCCAUUGCCCAAGAGCUGUAUUCGUUUGCUCUUCACAGUGGCUGGGUUGUCUUCUGAAUUAUGUAUAUCAUAUCAGCAUUAGGAAAUAAAGGUUAGCAAAGGACACUUUGGCUGUCUUGGUUUUUUGGACUCUUUAGGCCCCUUGGGCUCUCUGACAUGCAAUCAAACAGCACUAUGUCAAGCAGCUCAUGUGUGAUUUACUUGCUGUCAGACGCAGUCCUUCCUUUCUAAUGGUUUUCAGCUUUUAAACAUGUGUAGAACUGUAUAGCAGAUAUUGCAAAAAUGCACAAAACCAGUAACAGGCAGUUACUGCUCUGGACUGAAUAUGCAUUUAAAAAUGAUGCAUUUAUUCUAGUCAUGUGCAGAAAAUACCACUAAUGGAUUUAAUAUGCAUUUAAAAGUACUGCAUUUAGCAAUCUGUUUCUUGUGCUUACUGCACAUGAAGUUUGAUAAUAACACAUUUAUCUAUACCAAUUUCUGCAAUAAUAGUUUUCAAUAGACACU
Messenger RNA from Colossoma macropomum (tambaqui), 2793 nucleotides. RefSeq names its product leucine rich repeat containing 3 (gene lrrc3). The record is from RefSeq and is a predicted model, not a curated record. The coding region runs from base 478 to 1278 and encodes 266 amino acids. The transcript is spliced from 2 exons. Gene Ontology annotation, molecular function: protein binding. Lineage: Eukaryota; Metazoa; Chordata; Actinopteri; Characiformes; Serrasalmidae.